UUCUCUCUUUCUCAUCAGGAUUCUCUUCUGUUGAAGUUUGAAGAAGAUGGCUUUGAGGCAUCAGAACUCGCCGUCAGGAAGGUUUCCAGCUUCCAGAAGUCGGCCACCAACAAGGCCGCCUCCUGCAGCGUGGUUGGAGAGAAGCUUCAGUUCCUCCUCAGCGUUGGAUCCACAGCUGAUCCCUGUAAAUACACGGCGCGUUUAGCUCCAGUAGAGCUCCAGCUUCAGCUCCACAUGCAGGAAGUCCAGGAUGAGAUCAAAGUGAGCUGGGAAGUGUCCCAUCUGGACGUCGAGGGGCUGCAUGUCGCCCCCGUCCUCACACAGGACUCUGCUAACGCCUGCAGUGCUGCAGCCCUAAAGGAGCGUCUGAGGCAGCUGCUGCGUGCGAGCCGUCCCUCUGUGCUGCUGAGCUGCAGGCCUGCUCAGGCCUCAGAGCGCAAGGAAACUCACGGCAAAGUGAUGUCGCCUCCGAAGCCCCCCCGAGCCCACGACUGGAAGCUGCUUGUGAAAAACACCCGCGUCACACUCAAUCAGGAGGAGGAUGCUGCAGGCAGCAUCAAUCCUCUGUGUGUUCUGCAGCUGGAUGAUCCUCCACAGAGGUUUAGCACAUCUGUUAUGAAGAACACAACCAAUCCUACCUGGGAUCAGCCGUUUGUCUUUGAGUUGAAUGGACGAUCAAAAGAGCUCUGUGUUCAGGUGUUGAAUGACGGUCUUCCUCCAGAAGACUCUUUACUAGGUCAGGUGUGUUUGCCUUUUGAUCUUGUGAAGAAGCACCCCAAAGGACAGCAGACGUUUGCACUAAAGACCAAAGACACAGUGACUGGAUCACUGACUACUGAGUUUACCUAUCUAGAGCCCAGCGAGGUGCGGUCCUGGCAACCUCCAACCCCAGCUGCCAGUAAGAGGGUGGAGAUGGACCGUACCGUCAUGCCUUGUGGCACCGUGGUCACCACCAUCACGGCUGUAAAGAGCAAGCCAGGGCGACCUCUGCCUCUCAACAGCACUGAGCCGACCCUGAAGACUGUCGACAGCAAGGCCAAGCUAGCUGAGCGCAGAGUUUCAGAGCAGGCGUCCAUACUGGGGGGCACAGUGAGCAAGGCCUUAUCGUCCUCUGACACCGAGCUGCUCAUGCUCAAUGGAACAGACCCUGUGGCUGAAGCGGCGAUCCGACAGCUCCACCAGUCGGCCAAGCAGAAGCUCAAAUCGCCAGUAAAGAAGAGCACCAUCAUCAUCUCAGGCAUCGCCAAAACACCCCUGUCUCAGGAUGACGAACUUUCUUUGAUGGCGGGUUACGCAGCACAGAUGGAUGCCUCGAUGUCCGAGAGCAGCUCCACUCAGGACAUGAACGCGGCCGUUGCAUCGGGUGCCAGCAGCAGUCCUCCUGAGGGGUCCGAGCCCCACAAAGGUCCUGCCGAAGUUGGCCAACCUCCAGAAGACUGGGAGAGUCAAGCUGAGGAAGCGCUGGACAACACAUCCCUGUCCAUGUGUGUAUCUGAGGCCAGCUGUAAGAAAAGCAGAGGGAGCUUCCUUCAGAAGAGUGCCAAGCUCUUUUUCCGGCGGCGCCACCAGCGCAAGGAGCCGGGGAUGAGCCAGUCGCACAACGACCUGGUGUACCUGGAGUCUCCUGCGUCGGUGGAGCGGGCCAGCAGGACCGCCACGCUCAGCCGCAUGCUCAUCCGCAAGAGUAAGAGCUAUAAACACAAGAGUAAAGCUAAUGGCUCUACUCCUGCAGCGGAUCCGCAUGUGUGACCCCCCCCUCGCCGCCGCUGCUGGUCCAUCACAACCUCCCGUCAUCACCUCCAUGUUAAAGAUGCACUGGCAAACAGUUAGGCUAACCUGCUUCCCCCCAGCACUGUGAACAGCGGGGCUAACAGCCUUCCUUCUAGCAUUCUAUAGACUGCAUGUGUGUUUACAUGUGAACAGAGGUGUACUGGUUGAUGGCUUUAUAAUAUUUAGCAUGUUACCUUUAAUCAAUUUAUUUUUUACCACAAUCGGGAAUCUUAAGUGCUUUUAUCGCCCCGGUUACGGACGGAUGGGACUGAUGCGGGCCGUCUUCCUUUACCUCACCGACGCUGAGGGUCGAACAGAAAACUCUUCCCUGCUGCGAUCCGUACAUUUCCUACGGCGGAUGGGCAGAACCAAAGAUGAGGAGCGGAGUGCUGUUUGUAUGAUUUGCACAAGUCCAGUAGUGAGUUUUCAUUGUGCGAUGAGAGGAGCCACUUCUGCACUCCUUCCUGUUUGAACUAAAGGGAGACCAUCAUCAUUAGACUACUAUUUUAACACUAAUGUUACAGAAUGAUGGUUUGAAAAUGGAUUACAUUUAUACUAAAUACUUGAUAAAAGUUUUUAAUAUUCGUUUGCAAUGUAUGCAAAAAUCUUUAACUCUCUUUUAACUUAUUUAGCCAUGAAUUGAAUAGAAAUCGGUUUCAGUUCACAUGUUGAUAAUGUAGAGUAGAAUAUGGGUUGAAUAUCAAUUUGUAACCUGAACAUGUUUUACAAGGGAGACAUCUAUAGAGUGAAUUUUGAUCCAUUAUUGUUGCAAACAGAUAAAAUGUUUAGUGAAUCAGGAAAUUAAAGUGAAAAAUGUGUAUUAAUGUUUUGAAUGAAGUUUUAUCAAAUUCUAU
Messenger RNA from Cyprinodon variegatus (sheepshead minnow), 2624 nucleotides. RefSeq names its product C2 domain-containing protein 2-like. The record is from RefSeq and is a predicted model, not a curated record. The transcript has 12 exons. Lineage: Eukaryota; Metazoa; Chordata; Actinopteri; Cyprinodontiformes; Cyprinodontidae. The annotation marks the transcript as partial.